Messenger RNA from Maniola jurtina (meadow brown), 1950 nucleotides. RefSeq names its product maltase 2-like. The transcript has 12 exons. Bases 102 to 1838 code for a protein of 578 amino acids. The record is from RefSeq and is a predicted model, not a curated record. NCBI's taxonomy places the organism in Eukaryota, Metazoa, Arthropoda, Insecta, Lepidoptera, Nymphalidae. Gene Ontology annotation, biological process: carbohydrate metabolic process.
AAACAGAUUUUACUUUUAGUUAUGUGUUCGUAGAUAAAAGGUACGUAGUUUCCUUGAAAGUGAAUGUUAAAGAACGAAAGUUACUAAUUUCAUAUCUAAUCAUGUGGCUAAUUUUCCCCAUUUUGUUAACGACGAUCGAGGCCCGAUAUCAGAAUGUGCACGUGAAGCAAGACUGGUGGGAAACGGCCGUGAUCUAUCAGAUCUAUACGAGGUCUUUUAUGGAUAGCGAUGGGGAUGGCGUUGGGGAUCUUAAUGGUAUUACUUCAAGGCUAGAAUAUUUAAAAGACUUGGGAAUAGACGCUGCGUGGCUUUCACCAAUUUUCAAGUCACCCAUGCACGAUUUUGGCUAUGACGUAUCCGAUUACUACUCCAUCCACCCCGAAUAUGGCACAACGGAAGACUUUGAAAAUCUUCUGAAAAAGGCUCAUGAACUAAAUAUAAAAGUCAUAUUAGACUUUGUACCAAAUCAUACAAGUAACGAGAGUGAUUGGUUCAUCAAGUCGUCACAUCGAGACGAGUAUUACAGCGACUGGUACAUAUGGGAAAAUGGGCACCUUGACGCUACGGGGCUUAGACGACCACCAAAUAAUUGGAUCAGCGUCUUUAGAAAAAGUGCAUGGCAUUAUGCUCCGAGCCGCGAUCAAUAUUAUUUGCACCAGUUCGGAAGUUCCCAGCCGGAUUUAAACUUCAGAAACCCCGUUGUGAUCGAAGAAUUAAAGAGUAUAAUAAAAUAUUGGCUUGAAAAAGGCGUAGCGGGUAUGCGCAUCAACGCAGCGAACCAUCUGUUUGAAACUGACAAGGAUGUGUUUGGUGGACGAUACCCCGACGAACCAAAGACCGGUCGACCAGGCAUCGGUCCUGAUGACUAUGAGUAUCUGGACCAUAUUUAUACUAAAGACCAAGAAGAAACAUAUGAGUUGAUGUCACAGUUCCGAGAUGUAUUCGAUGCUAUCACACUUCGAGACAAUCUUACUAGGAUAAUGAUGACAGACGCUUCAACGGGGAUCAAAAACGCAGUAAAAUACUACGGAGAGGGUACUCACUCUGGGGCCCAUAUUCCGUUCAAUUUUGCUCUUAUAGAAGACUUGACGAAGGAGUCUGACGCCAGAGACAUCAAAUAUGCGAUCGAUCGAUGGUUGACCUACAAACCGUUACGGAAGCCGGCGAAUUGGGUGACUGGCACCAACGACAUAAGCAGGGUAGCUUCUCGAUUCAGACUUGGAUUAGUAGACGCAUUUAAUAUGCUCGUCCUAUUACUUCCUGGUAUCGCUAUCACUUAUAUGGGCGAAGAAAUUGGUAUGGUAAAUGGAUUCGUGCCGUGGACCGAGACGAAGGACCCUCUGGCUUGCAACACGGACGACCCGGUCAACUUUAUAGACGUAUCCCGCGACCCCGUGCGGACCCCAUUCCAGUGGAGCAAUGGCAAAAAUGCAGGUUUCUCAGAAGCGGAGAAAACAUGGCUUCCCGUAGCGGAUGGUUAUGAGCAUAUAAACAUGGCCAAUCAGAGAUCAGCCGUGCGUUCUCACUACCAAGUGUAUCGCGCGCUGAUUCAUCUGCGGAUGCGACCGGCGUUCAGACUUGGCCGGUACGAGUCUCUGGCGUUAAACAGCGACGUUUUUGCGUUCAAACGAUGGUAUAACGACGAAGCCUAUGUGGUUAUCAUGAACGUCGGCAUGACCUAUCAAGUUGUCAAUCUUACGGCCUUCGAUCUAAUAUUUGGACAAUUGGAGGUAGAAGCUAGCAGUCUACUUUCUUCGAGGACGUACAGCGACAUCGUUCAUGCCAAUUAUUUGGAUGUAGGUGUGGAUGAAGCUCUAGUUUUGAGAAUGCAAGUGUGACACUCCGAACAUCUAAUCGCUUGACUAAAGUAGGUUUUCGGAUAAAUUAAUGUAACAAUUUAUUAAUUAUUUUUCUGAUGUCUUCAAUAAACCUUUCAUAACUUUUAUUUAA